AGCGGGCGCCUGACACGCGUCCCGGGCGCACGUGUGAACGAUGAGCGACUUCCGGCUCUCACUGCUGCGGCGCGACGCCCUGAGCGCGGCCAAGGAGGUGCUGUACCACCUGGACAUCUUCUUCAGCAGCCAGCUGCAGAGCGUGCCCCUCCCCAUCGUGGACAAGGGGCCCGUCGAGCUCCUCGAGGAAUUCGUCUUCCAGGCGCCCCCCAGCAAGGACCGCCCCGGCAGCGCCCCCGCCGCCUCCCCCGCCAAGAGACUGAACUCACUUCAGGAGCUCCAGCUGCUGGAGAUCAUGUGCAAUUAUUUCCAGGAGCAAAGCAAGGACUCUGUCCGGCAGAUCAUCUUCUCCUCCCUCUUCAGCCCGCAAGGGAACAAGGCGGAUGACUGCAGGAUGGCCCUGCUGGGCAAGCUCGUCUCCAUGGCGGUGGCCGUGUGCCGAGUGCCGGUCUUGGAGUGCGCGGCUUCCUGGCUGCAGCGAACCCCGACGGUCUACUGCGUGAGGCUGGCCCAGGCCUUGGUGGACGACUACUGCAGUUUGGUGCCCGGCUCCGUUCAGACCCUGAAGCAGAUCUUCAGCGCCAGCCCUCGCUUCUGCUGCCAGUUCAUCACGUCAGUCACUGUGCUCUACGACAUGUCCUCAGACGAGCUCAUCCCCCCCGCAGACUUGCUGGAGAUGGUCGUUUCGUGGAUCUUCGAAGACCCGCGCCUGAUCUUGAUCACCUUCUUGAACACGCCCAUCGCGACCAGCCUGCCCAUCGGCUUCCUGGAGCUCACCCCUCUCAGCGGCCUGAUCCGCUGGUGCGUGAAAGCCCCCCUGGCCUACAAGCGCAGGAAGCCCCCCCUGGCGAACGGCCACCCGGAGGGCAAGCAGGCCAAGGGCUCAGCCCCCGAGAGCGACUGCCAGCCCCUCUGCUCCAAGCUGCACCUCAGCGUCCUGCAGGUCCUCAUGUUGCUGCAGGGCCACCUCACCGAGAAGAACCUCUACGGCCGCCUGGGGCUGGUGCCCUUUGACCACGUGGUGGCCCUCGUGGACGACAUCAGCCGGCUCUCGGACGAACUCAACCCCCUAUACGCCUCCCAGGAGGUGGAGCUGGCCCUCGACCGGCUGGCCCAAGCCCUGCAGGUGGUCAUGGCGGCUGGGGCGCUGCUCUGCACGAGAGAGGACCUCAGGACGGUCUGCUCCAGACUGCCGCACAACAACCUGCUCCAGCUGGUGGUGUCGGGCCCGGUCCAACAGCCGUCCCACGCUGCUCUGCCGCCAGGGUUUUACCCCCCCAUCCACACGCCUCCGCUGGGAUAUCCGGCUCACACGGCCAUCCCAGCUCUCCCUGCUCACCCCGUGCAGACUUUCAUACCAGGCAUGGCCUUUCCCUACCGGCCCAUCCACUGAAAGGACUUCCCCAGAGCUUGGACUGGCGAAGCUGUUUUCUUCCUGCAGAGAAACAGACAUCCUUGGGAAACAUUUUGUCUCCACAUGCAGCGCUACUUCAUGAUGUCUGCAGAGAGCUCUUUUCUACCAAGAGUGAACCAGUGGCGCCACUGCCAGAUAUUAAAAUGGAACAGUCUUUUUUAAAAUAAACCCGAUUGUAUAGAUACAA
Messenger RNA from Heteronotia binoei (common prickly gecko), 1601 nucleotides. It is a transcript of the gene INTS15, whose product is annotated as integrator complex subunit 15. Bases 41 to 1393 code for a protein of 450 amino acids. The transcript has 6 exons. The record is from RefSeq and is a predicted model, not a curated record. NCBI's taxonomy places the organism in Eukaryota, Metazoa, Chordata, Lepidosauria, Squamata, Gekkonidae.